Messenger RNA from Nymphalis io (European peacock), 1831 nucleotides. It is a transcript of the gene PIG-V, whose product is annotated as GPI mannosyltransferase 2. Bases 160 to 1758 code for a protein of 532 amino acids. Gene Ontology annotation, cellular component: mannosyltransferase complex; endoplasmic reticulum membrane. Gene Ontology annotation, biological process: GPI anchor biosynthetic process. The record is from RefSeq and is a predicted model, not a curated record. The transcript has 2 exons. NCBI's taxonomy places the organism in Eukaryota, Metazoa, Arthropoda, Insecta, Lepidoptera, Nymphalidae. Gene Ontology annotation, molecular function: GPI mannosyltransferase activity; alpha-1,6-mannosyltransferase activity.
UAAACGAAAAGUUGUCUAAAAAAAUUAUAAAUAUUUUGUAUAAAUGUAUAAAUAAAUAUAUUUGAUACGAGUGUAAUGCAUAUUCUUACAUCAUAUUUUAAUAAAUGCUCUGUAUAUGCGGGAUCAAUUCCCUAGAUUUAUGAUCUUGCAUAGAAAAUAAUGUAUACUCCGAGACAGAAAAUAUUGUGGUUCGCAUUCAGUACCAGAGUUUUUAUCAUUUUUCUUCAAGCUGUUGGAAAUGUGAUUAUACCAGACCAUGAUGCAAAUGUCUUUAAAAGCCCAGAAGAUGCAGCAUUGCGUAAAAACAAAGGGGAUGUGAUUAUUGAUACACUAUUAGGCGGCUUUAGAAGAUGGGAUGCUCAAUAUUUUAUACACAUUGCACAAUAUGGAUACACAUAUGAAAAUUGUUUGGCAUUUUCUCCAUUAUUGCCAUUAAUAACAAGGUAUGUUGCCUUCACUCUAAAUAGUAUAUUAGGUUCCUUUCUAAAUUUCCAUAGUACUUUAUUGUUAUCUGCAACUAUUGUUAAUUUAUUAAUAUUUAUAAAAUCAGCUGAUAUCUUACAUAGGCUAAGCUUAAGAAUAUUGAGAAGUGAAUGCAGAGCAUACAAAUCAGUUAUUUUGUACUGUGUUAAUCCAGCCAGUAUAUUUUUUUCAGCACCUUAUUCUGAGUCAUUAUUUGCAUUAAUGUCUUUUUAUACAAUGUAUAAAUGUACUGAAAAUGAAACUUUAAGAUUUGCUAAUAUUGAUAUAACAGCUGCAUUACCCGCUGGAUUCUCUAUGAUAAGUCGAUCAAAUGGUAUUGUAAAUUUAGGUUUCAUAUUGUAUGCAAGCUUCAAAAAUGUAAUAGAAAAGACAUUACCAGAAAUUAUGUACAAAUAUAAAACUUUAAAACAUAGAUUAAUUUUACCAUUUUUACUUUUGCCAUUAUUUACUUCUUGUGUAGCAUUAUUUUUGACUGUGGUUAUUGCAGUAAUUCCUUAUGUAUUAGUACAAAUUUAUAAUUACUUCAAAUUUUGUGUUUACAGUGACCAUAAUUUACCAGAAUUUUUAACUAAUACAGAAUUUAUAUUACCAGGGACUGCUGAAAGUCCAUGGUGUAAUAGUUCAUUACCUAUUUCUUAUUCUUAUAUUCAAAGUCAUUAUUGGGAUGUUGGUUUUUUAAAGUAUUAUAAAAUAAAGCAGAUUCCUAACUUUAUUCUUGCAGCACCCAUACUUCUUAUAAUAUUAUAUCACUGUAUGUCAUAUAUAAAAAACAAUUUUAGAGUAUGUUGUCGUCUAGGAUUAAAAGAAAUUGUAUUUAAUUUUGGAUAUUCAAGCAAAAUAAAUAAACAAAAACAACAUCCCAAAGGUUUUGGAGCCAAUGAUCCUAACCUUUUUGUAUAUAUAAUACAUGUGUUAUUUUUAACUGUAUUUUGCCUUAUGUAUGUACACAUACAGGUAUCAACCAGACUUCUAGCCUCUGCUAGUCCAGUUUUGUAUUGGAUAUGUUCUAGUAAAAUGAAUGUUGGUCCUACACCAACAUCGGACCAAAAUACUAUAAAUGAACAUUUUCGUCGAAUUGGCAUAGGGAAGAGAGUACCCUCUCACCAUUUAUCAAUAGCUAAUUUAGAAGGUGUUGACAAUAUGUAUAGUAAGUGGAAAACGUUUAUAAUAUCAAGACGGAUGCCAGACUUUCAGUCUAGACUGAUACAAUGUUACUUUCUGGGGUAUCUUCUUAUAGGUACAAUUUUAUUUUCUAAUUACUAUCCAUGGACUUAAAUAUCUAAUUCACAGUUUUACAUUGAUCUCACGACAUAUCAUUAUAAUUCUAUAAUUAUUCAAGUAUUAAAAG